This is a messenger RNA of Ctenocephalides felis (cat flea), 1107 nucleotides long. Its product is annotated as E3 ubiquitin-protein ligase Siah2-like. The coding region runs from base 190 to 639 and encodes 149 amino acids. The record is from RefSeq and is a predicted model, not a curated record. The transcript is spliced from 3 exons. NCBI's taxonomy places the organism in Eukaryota, Metazoa, Arthropoda, Insecta, Siphonaptera, Pulicidae.
UGUGACAUAUGAGAAUCGUUGUGACAAUUGUGCCGGCUGUUUCAUAAUUUUAAAUUAUACGGAAAAAUUAUUUAAAAAAAUUACAGGAAACUGGUGUAAUUGUUCCUGGCUUGGCAGAAAUAUAGAGCGAGGGUUUUUGCUGCUGCCAAAAAUUUUAUAGAGUAACCGCUAACAGACACCGGUUGAGUAAUGGAUCACAGGAUAAUCACACUGAGCGAAGACAUGUUCCUAGAACAUCGUGCGAAGCAGUUGCUGAAACCUAUAUCGACGUCGAUGGCUCCUCGUUGUUUUCUCUGCACGCGCCACGUGUUGCCGCCUGUGAGGGCAUGCAGCAGCGGCCACGCGGUCUGCGCCAACUGCAUGCGAAUCGGAAACACUUGCCCUAAUGCUUCUUGUAUGGAAAUGUUGAUACACAGGCCCGCAUUGGACGAAUUAGCAAGGACAAUGCCGUUACCAUGCUUCUACCGCUGCGGUAGAUUAUUGCAUUGUGACGCCUUGCCGCAGCACGAAUGGCGUUGCAGCCAAAGAAGGCCUCUAGUACGACACGUUAGUAAAUUUCAAAAAUGCCGGCAAUUUUGUACGAACAUGUACUGCGUUUUUGCAUUAUUUUUGUUCAUCUUCAUCAACUACUCCAGAUGAGAUAAACAUUAUCAAUUAGCAGAUAAAAAUAAUUAGCUACACAUCAAGCUUUCGGGAUAGAUCAAGCCGUAUUAAAUUGUGCCAUAAUUUGUUUGCAGAUUGUGUGUCUAGAUUUUGUUGGAAAUAUUUUUGAAAAUUGUUAUCAAAUCCCAGGUCGUUGGCAUGAAAAUUAUCAGAUUUAUGUAAUAGAAAUGUUCUAAUUUGAUUGCUAAUCAACCGUUUUGUAAAUUUUAUUUUUGAUGAGUCGGAUAACUCAAUGUCUCUAAAACACAUUGAUAACCAUUAUCUAGUUACCUGGACAUGUCAAAACUAAUAAUAAAUACCUGAAAGCUUUUUGUGUUAUUGUAGUCAUAGACUGAUUUUGUAUUAUAUAAUGCAGCCCUGAUACAACUAGACGUUUGCCUUUAGAUUAGAAUAAUAUAUGAAACUUUUCAUAUCUAGCUAUAUUUUACCUAUAUAAGAUCGGUC